AUGUAUAUCAAUACCUCGUUUCUCGACCAUACCAACGCAUUGCGUGGAUACGGUUGGACUUACGGCGGCCGGGGGGGAAGGCGCGGGACGGGCCGCAGGGGCGGCAGGGGGUCCCGGGGGGGCAGCGGCGGAUCGGGAGAGGACCGCCGCGGCGCUCGCGACGCCCACGGCGCGCAGGGCCACGCAGUUCUCCACGGCGUGGUCCCCCUUGCAGAACCAGCAGGGGGCCUAUACGCGGUUAGCCAUCCAUACGAGAUGAACAACGGGUUUCCAAUCAUGUCUUGUCUGCUCCUGGAUCUGAUGACAGGGCUCGUGACAAGAUGA
Messenger RNA from Penicillium canariense, 324 nucleotides. RefSeq lists its product as uncharacterized. The coding region runs from base 1 to 324 and encodes 107 amino acids. The record is from RefSeq and is a predicted model, not a curated record. Lineage: Eukaryota; Fungi; Ascomycota; Eurotiomycetes; Eurotiales; Aspergillaceae. The transcript has a single exon.